UCGUAAACUGAAAUUGGGAAUGACAUAAUGAAAACCACUAAGCCAAAUGUAUUGCUUUACAGUUUCUAGGUGGCUUUUGUUCAGCUUUAAGUUGCAGGAUGUGCAUAUCUUCUUACAUUUCCUUACCUAUUUCUAUAUUUAUUUUUAUAAUUGUAUGUUCAAUCAAUUAGUUUUUAACUUUCAUGUGGGUGUACAAGCAUAAUGAGACUAGAACAAUAGUUAACAAGCGUCUUUUGUAAAAUCCCAUAGGGAUAUAUUGUGGUACACUGUAUUGUUUCACUUUCAUAGAGGUUUCCUCUCAAGCAUUAGGUUUAGAAGAAGUGUUGGAAUCCAGGACUUCCCUGUCACACCGUAGGUCAUGCAGUAACAGCCAGUAUAAAUAUAUCUUUACUCAGCUACCUUUACUUGUUAUUAACUGCAUAAAGCACUGCUCCUGCUGUCAUCAUGGACUUCAAGUGUGCGGUCAUCGUUGGUAUUCUGCUUUCCUCCAUCCUUGUAGAAGGACAACAAAGACAGCAAAGAGAGCGAUGCUUAUGUAAGAAAUUUGCGAAGAAGCUCGAUGUAAAGAGGACAGUGAAGUUAGAGAUUUUUCCACCAAGUCCCAAAUGUGCAAGUGAAGAAUAUAUCGCUACCUUCAAACGCCCCAAAGGUAAUAAGAAAGCUGGCUCAAAAACAGAAAGAAAAUGUGUCAAUCCAGCCAUGAAACAAGUAAAAGCUAUUCUUGAUAGAAAGAUUAAGAUGAAAAUACAAGUGAUCAAGUAUCUAACACAAAAACAGUGAAGGAAAGACGCCACCAGUACCCUCUGACUCUGACAAUCAAUAAAUAUAAAUAUGCGUAGAUUUAAUACAGCACUGCUGACAAUCGUGUGGAAAGCAGUAUCUCAAAGGAAGGAACAGGCUUAUCUUGUGAUGAAGUUUUGCAGUUUUACUACUAAUAUAGUACAACGUAGAACACUUCAAUAGAAUUGAACUCAGUUAUUGAAGUAGAGAUUCUUUCAAAAACAAAAUUGCUAUACAGUAUUUUAUUUUACCCAUAUGUGCUGUAUAUUGAUUAUCUAAUUACUGCCCUACACAGCGCAGCAAUAGCUGUCGUAUUUGUUUUUUUAUUUAUUUUUUACAUAUUAAAGUGAAUUUGUUGCAAA
Molecule: messenger RNA, 1142 nt
Organism: Rana temporaria (common frog)
Lineage: Eukaryota; Metazoa; Chordata; Amphibia; Anura; Ranidae
Product: C-X-C motif chemokine 11-6-like
Exons: 4
Coding region: 445-780 (111 amino acids)
Biological process (GO): immune response
Cellular component (GO): extracellular region
Molecular function (GO): chemokine activity
Source: RefSeq, a predicted model, not a curated record